AUGAAUCUCAGCUCAGGGCGCAAAUUAGCCACAGCAACGGUGCUAUCCCUAUUAUCUUUCUCCGUCACCUUUAUCAGCAGCAUCUAUAGCUCAGCUAUCGUCCCCAUUGCUCUCAGUUUUCAUGUAUCGACUGAAGUUUCGACGCUUGGCAUAAGCUUGUAUAUCUUGGGUUUUGGACUGGGCCCAGUCAUAUUCGGCCCUCUUUCGGAAAGAUUUGGACGGACCCUCCCCUUGUUCUCAGGUACUUCGCCUUCUGCAUCAUGCAGAUUCCCAUCCCUGUGGCACAAAACCUUCAAACAGUCAUGCUCAUCCGCUUUCCUGGGAGGCACUUCUGGCUCGUCCGCUCUUACAAUCGUCGCCGGCAUUGUCGCCGAUAUCUACGGUCCCGUUCAAAGAGGACUCGCAGUCGCUGUGUUCUCAUCAACUGUUUCCUUUGGUCCGGCCAUGGGUCCUGUAGUAGGAUCUUUCAUCACUGAGAGCUAUCUGGGAUGGAGGUGGACUGGCUACGUUUCAUUCAUGCUCAGCAUCUUCUCCUGGAUACUUGGAGUCCUCGUUGUCCCCGAAACAUAUGGACCGGUGUUGCUGCAGAGAAGGGCGAAGCGUCUCCGGCAUCAAACACGUAUUGGUCCAUCCACUCAAAGAUGGACGAACAAUAGAUCACCGUCCACUGCUUGGUGGUCAGGUUCCUUGCUCGACCAUUCUUCAUGCUCAUCCGGGAACCCAUACUUUCGCCGAUCACCAUGUAUCUCGCCGUGGUGUACGGAAUUCUGUACCUGUUCUUUGAGGCAUUCCCUAUCGCCUUCCACGAGCAGCGGGGAUGGAAGCCUGCGAUUGCAUCGCUCCCAUUCAUUUCUCUCGGAAUUGGCAUCAUCAUUGACGGUGUCAUCUCUGCUUUAA
This is a messenger RNA of Cladophialophora carrionii CBS 160.54, 897 nucleotides long. RefSeq lists its product as uncharacterized. The record is from RefSeq and is a predicted model, not a curated record. Gene Ontology annotation, molecular function: transmembrane transporter activity. The coding region runs from base 1 to 897 and encodes 298 amino acids. Lineage: Eukaryota; Fungi; Ascomycota; Eurotiomycetes; Chaetothyriales; Herpotrichiellaceae. Gene Ontology annotation, biological process: transmembrane transport. The transcript is spliced from 2 exons.